CCCCUAUCUAUCCAUGGGCUUGGGCGGGGCGCGCCACCUGACAGGACACUAGUAACCUUCUUCUCUAAACCGCGGAGAGACCCGGCGCACAACAUGUCAUCGCCGUCGCCUCCGUCGUCGGCGCACUUCGCCACUGGGCUCCGGCCAGCACCGGCCGGCGCGCGCUCCUACCCCAUUGGCUCGGCCGCCUACUUUUCAGCUGUCUCCCUGCGGGGUCUCCUCUUGCACCCCAGCGCCUCUAGGGUUCCCUCUGUCUCCUUCCGGCAAUGGCCGUCGCCCCUCGCUGGAAGGUCGCGACUGCCGAGCGCUGCGCGGAGCUCCGGCGACCCUGGAGAGAUCAAUGUGGAUGAUGUUGAAGGAACUGGGGAGCCACUAGGAAGUUCCACUGGUUCAGGAAAGAAUGGGAAGGAGUCAACCAAAAGUUUCUCAUCUAAAGAGUUGCUAGAAAAACUGAAGAGAUAUGGCGCUGCUGGUGUUCUGUCAUAUGGGUUACUUAACACUGUCUACUAUGUCACUGCAUUUUUAUUAGUUUGGUUUUAUUUUGCUCCUGCUCCUGGUAGGAUGGGUUAUGGAGCAGCAGUGGAGAGAUUUGUUAAACUAAUGGCAAUGGUGUGGGCUGGCAGUCAAGUUACAAAGAUUCUUCGUGCUGGAGGGGCUCUUGCACUGGCUCCUUUUGUUGACAGAGGGUUGAGAUGGUUCACAGUCAAGUUCAAUUUCAAGUCAGAAGGGAGGGCUUUUGCGACAGUCGUAGGGUUCUGUUUUGCAAUUGCUGCUGCACUGUUCUUUGGAUUAACAGUACUUUGGGCAUAGCGCACCUGCUUUUCUGACAAGUAAUGAGGAACCAUGAAGAGAUGCUGUCCAGUAGAACCUGAUUCAAAUCAGUGCCGCGGUGGUCACACUACUAAUAACCUUACAUUGUCAGCUAUGGUUGCUCACAUCUUGUACGAUUACCUGUUUUUGUGACUCGUCAGUGACCGCAAACACCUUGAUCAUACUAAGUGCAUAUUCAUGUAAGGUCACUCCACAAUUUGGAGGAAACGGAACAAGUCAAACAGCAAUUUGAUAAGCUGGCAUCAGGUUUCGCACAA
Messenger RNA from Panicum virgatum (switchgrass), 1088 nucleotides. RefSeq lists its product as uncharacterized. The coding region runs from base 94 to 810 and encodes 238 amino acids. The transcript has 8 exons. The record is from RefSeq and is a predicted model, not a curated record. Lineage: Eukaryota; Viridiplantae; Streptophyta; Magnoliopsida; Poales; Poaceae.